GUCAGGUAGGCAAGGUAAGCACGGUAGGCAUGUGUUUUAGUAAUUCGUUAUUCGUUGUAUUUGUGAUAAUACGUAACGAUAGGUGGACUAUUUCCUUAUUUUUACGUAAUUAUAAAAUAAGAAGCUUAUAUGUGUGAAGGAAUUAUCUAGCAAUCUCCUACCCUACUUGUAAUACCUCGUUUACUGGUCACUUUGUUGGCUUUUAUACUACCCCCCAUAUGAAAGCCUUUUGGCAUCAAGAACAGCUUUAUAAACCCAUCGCUUACCAUUUAACAACCAGAACUGUAUUGGCUGUAAUCCUACAUUGUCAAUUUUUAUUUUUAAAUAAUCAUGUACUUUUACACACUUGCUUUUAUUAUUGUUGGUGUUGUAGCUGUUGGUUUGGCUGCACCAGGCUAUGAUCAUCAUAAACAUGUCGUUAUUCAUGUACCUUACAAAGUACAUACAGUUCACCAUCAUCACGUGAAAAAGGUUCCUUAUCCAGUUCACCAUGUAGAAAAAGUACACGUACCAGUUCAUCAUGUUGAAAAAGUACAUGUACCUGUACCUUAUCCAGUUGUUGAAAAAGUUCAUGUACCAGUGAUCGAAAAAGUUCACGUUCCAGUUCACAUUCCCGAGCAUCACCAUCAUGAGGAAGAAAAUAAAUGGCUCGAUGACACAAAGGGAUGGUGGUGAAUAAUAUACUUCCUCUUCUAAUUCUUAUUAUACAAAUAUAAUUAAAUACUUUCCAAAAUGUAGCGUCAGUAUUCAAAAAACAUUUCAAUAAAUUAAGAAUAAAAAAAAAAAUAAGGGACAAAUUGUAGGUGCAAUAAAAAUAAAU
Microplitis demolitor is the source of this 820-nucleotide messenger RNA. Its product is annotated as polyadenylate-binding protein 1-B. The transcript has 4 exons. Bases 331 to 675 code for a protein of 114 amino acids. The record is from RefSeq and is a predicted model, not a curated record. Lineage: Eukaryota; Metazoa; Arthropoda; Insecta; Hymenoptera; Braconidae.